ACAAAAACUGCCCGCGUCUCUAUUCGGAUUCAAUCCACUUCGCUACGUGUCACUGAGGCAACAUCGCUGACUCCAGAGAGAGAGGGGGGGACACCAGGAGCCAGGAGAGCACCUAGAGACGGGACAAGAGAGAGACGGCAGAGCAAGAGACACCGAGAGAGGCGGAACGCAAGGCAGAGGAAGAGGCGAGCCAGAGGAGAGAGGGAGUGGGAGAUGCAUAUUUUCCAGAUCGCCUCUGCGGAAGAGUUGGAGACGCGGACGGGGGAUGAGGAAGAUGUGACCGAGGUGCUGAGCCCCGCCAAAGGGGACGAACUUCAGGGGCCCCCGGGAUACCGAGCCUCCCUCAAGUCCCUGCUCAGCACCAGCACCUUUCAGGUGCUGGUGGUCAUCCUGGUGCUGCUGGAAGCGCUCUUCGUGCUGGCAGAGUUGCUCCUCGACCUCUCCAUCAUCACCUUCCCGCAGGCCGACGUCGUGCACGAGGUGUUCAACUUCCUGUCGCUGGCCGUGCUGACGUUCUUCGUGCUGGAGCGGCUGGCACACGUCUUCGCGUUCGGCAUCGUGGCGUUCACGCGCUCGCGCCUCGAGGUGUUUGACGCCUUCGUCGUGUGCCUCUCCUUCGUGCUCGACAUCGCCUACGCGUCCCGCCGGGACGCCUUCGACGCUGCGGGCCUACUGGUGCUGCUGCGGCUGUGGCGACUCGCCCGCGUGCUCAACGGCAUCGUGAUGUCAGUGAAGAUCCAGGCACAGCGGAAGGUGCGCAAGCUCAAGAAGGAGAACGCGGUGCUGGAGGACAAGGUGACGCAGCUCAAGGAGCAGUGCGCCAAGCAGGUAAGUCGCGGAUCACACUGGCAGUUCCACCGUCGCCACGGUUCAUUGUGACCACAGCUCUAGAU
Molecule: messenger RNA, 893 nt
Organism: Petromyzon marinus (sea lamprey)
Lineage: Eukaryota; Metazoa; Chordata; Hyperoartia; Petromyzontiformes; Petromyzontidae
Product: voltage-gated hydrogen channel 1-like
Biological process (GO): proton transmembrane transport
Cellular component (GO): plasma membrane
Molecular function (GO): voltage-gated proton channel activity
Source: RefSeq, a predicted model, not a curated record